GCGCACUUAGUCGCAAUGUACGCUAACAAACGGAAACUAGUAAUCGGCCAGCUGGGCCUCUGGCUCUGCCUCUGCCAGGAGCUGUGCUGGGCGCAAAAUGCCAGCACCGUGGUCUGGGAGCCAAGCACUGCCAAUAAGCGCGAGGUGGGCAACAGAUUGGAUUAUGCGGGCAUUAACAUAGCCAAAAGCUAUGAUCCGCCACCGGAAUUCUAUAGAGGACCGGGCACCACAUCCGGCAGCGGCAGCUCCACAGCCAGCCAAACUACGGGCGUCGGCAGCGGCACGCAGCUGGGCAACGUGGGUGAAUCGCUCAGCGAGGCGUACAACAAAUGGCGUCAGAGCACCGCGAGCCAGCACGAGCGGAUCAGUGUGGGUCAUUUUGGCGCUGGUCUUGGCACGCAUAUACAAAGUCCACAUGGACACGCCAGCUAUGCCUACGAAGGACAUCCCUAUGAGUAUGUUGGAGGCGCCGGCCAUGGUGGCUACUAUGGCGGCAGCGGCAGCAGUGCCGAGGCGGGCAUACCAUUCGAUGUAUAUGGCACGCGACCAGGUCAUGGCUCACAUCAUGUCCAACAUUAUCCGAGCACGGGCGGCGGCGAGUACGCCUAUCUGGACGCACACGAUAUAGCCAGCCACAAGGGACCGGCGGAGUUGUCACAGAAAGCGCUGCUGGCCAAGAGUUUUCUCAUACCGCUGGCCAGUGCUGCAGUGCUGGGCAUAGCCGCUGCUCUGGUCAGUAAUCCGCUGCUGCUGCAGCUGGGCACCGUGUCCGGUGUCGGCGGUGGAUUUGCGCCCGUUGUGGGCAAACGCAAGAGACGGGCGCUGCGUCGCGCCUACUCAGCGCAUAAAUAACGACAAUUAAAUAUUUUAUCGAAAUGCUUGCCAAAUAAAACGGGCAAUCGUAAAUAUCUGACAAGAAGAAAAUGUAACUCUGCAAAUCCUUUAACUAACAAUUCUAUUCUAUUUCAAACAUAACUCAUGUUAAUAAUGUGGCGGCAAAUAGUGUACAGCAAAAGUUAUCGAUAGCAACAGCUCGGCAGCGCUGUUAACUAACAGACUCUGUUAAGCUGCUGCAAGGGCUGUUAAAUUUGAAUUUGUAUUUUGGUUUCUACGAAUUUAAGCUAAUUAUAUAAAAUAGAGCAGCAAAUUAAAUUUAAGAGCUAAUAAUUGCUGUAAAAAGUAGCAAAGCCGUCGAAUUGUAAAUCUUAAAUGUAUAUCAAAUUUGACCCACUCUAUUGACCGUGUGACUAUUGUCCUUAACAGCUCUUUAAGUUAACUAAAAAUAGUAACACGCUUCUUGGCCACAACUCAUUUAGAGCUCAGACAGAUACAACGACUCCACAUGGCGACACACACACACACA
Drosophila montana is the source of this 1363-nucleotide messenger RNA. RefSeq lists its product as uncharacterized. The record is from RefSeq and is a predicted model, not a curated record. NCBI's taxonomy places the organism in Eukaryota, Metazoa, Arthropoda, Insecta, Diptera, Drosophilidae. The transcript is spliced from 2 exons. The coding region runs from base 16 to 852 and encodes 278 amino acids.